CUGGGCUUGUGUUUCCGGAUAGAGAUAGGCAGAUAGCGUAGAUCUAGAGAAAGAUAGAAACGUCGCUCUUUCAGCAGCCGACCGGGAGGAGAUGGCUUUGAGGCACCUUCUCAAGCAGGUCUCGAGGCAGCAAUUAAACAGUUUGUUUCCUAGAUAUCGCUCCACUUUACAGGGGGUUGGAGGGAAUAGACUUUCAGGUAUUCAAGACAGGUUUCACUCAAGUUAUGUUGGAAGUAGAGCUCGCAGAGUACUUGAUACAGAUGGAUCAAGUGAUGUUGCUUAUCUCAAGGAGCUUUAUCGUAGAAAUGAUCCUGAAGCUGUGAUAAGGCUGUUUGAACGUCAACCUUCACUGCACUCUAACAUAUCAGCACUUGCUGAAUAUGUUAAAGCAUUGGUCAAAGUUGAUAGGUUGGAAGAAAUUGAGUUGCUCAGGAUAUUACAGAGAGCAACUGCAGGUGCUGCUAACUCACAACUGGAGGAAGAAAAUGUUAAUAGCCUUUCAACUUUUAGGAAUGUGGGAAGAGCUGCAGAAGAUGGUGUACUUGGAACCGCUAAUGCACCCAUACAUAUGGUGGCUGUGGAAGGAGGGCAUUUCAAGGAACAGUUGUGGCGCACAUUCCGUACCCUUGGCAUGGCCUUUGUAUUGAUAUCUGCUGUUGCGGCACUCGUUGAGGAUAGAGGAAUUAGCAAAGGUCUGGGUCUAAAUGAAGAGGUGCAACCCAUCAUGGAAUCUAAUACAAAAUUUAGUGAUGUAAAGGGUGUUGAUGAGGCAAAAGCUGAGUUAGAAGAAAUUGUUCACUAUCUCCGGGACCCUAAGUGGUUCACUCGUCUUGGUGGCAAGCUUCCUAAAGGUGUUCUGCUCAUUGGUCCGCCUGGCACUGGCAAGACUAUGUUAGCAAGGGCUAUAGCUGGAGAAGCUGGAGUGCCUUUUUUCUCAUGCAGUGGCAGUGAGUUUGAGGAAAUGUUUGUGGGUGUUGGAGCUCGUAGGGUGAGAGAUCUGUUUGCUGCUGCAAAAAAGCGGUCACCUUGUAUUAUAUUCAUUGAUGAGAUAGAUGCCAUAGGAGGAAGCCGGAACCCAAAGGACCAGCAGUACAUGAAGAUGACCUUAAAUCAGUUGCUCGUUGAACUUGAUGGUUUCAAACAAAAUGAUGGGAUCAUUGUGAUUGCUGCAACUAAUUUCCCAGAAUCAUUGGAUAAGGCCCUGGUGAGACCUGGAAGGUUUGACCUUCACAUUGUUGUACCAAAUCCAGAUGUUGAAGGCCGGAGGCAGAUUUUGGAAUCGCAUAUGUCAAAGGUUCUCAAGGCAGAUGACGUUGACACAAUAGUCAUUGCCAGAGGAACUCCCGGCUUCUCUGGUGCAGAUCUUGCAAACUUGGUCAACAGUGCAGCUCUAAAGGCUGCAAUGGAUGGUGCUAAAGCCGUCUCUAUGGCUGAUCUUGAGUAUGCAAAGGACAAGAUCAUGAUGGGAAGUGAACGGAAAUCAGCUGUUAUAUCUGACGAGUCACGGAAGCUGACUGCAUUCCACGAAAGUGGUCAUGCCCUUGUGGCCAUUCAUACUGAUGGGGCUCUUCCAGUUCACAAGGCAACUAUUGUACCACGUGGGAUGGCUCUCGGCAUGGUUUCGCAAUUGCCUGACAAGGAUGAGGCAAGUAUGACUUAUAAACAGAUGGUUGCUCGGCUUGAUGUUUGCAUGGGUGGUCGAGUGGCAGAGGAGCUGAUCUUUGGAGAAAAUGAAGUCACUUCAGGUGCACAAUCUGAUCUCGAGGCUGCAACUGAACUUGCCACAGACAUGGUUACAAAGUAUGGCAUGGGCAAACGAGUUGGGUUAGCUACUCACAAUUAUGAUGAUGGGAAGAGCAUGAGUACUGAGACUAGGCUUCUAAUUGAGAAAGAAGUGAGAGAAUUGUUGGAAAGGGCUUACAACAAUGCUAAAACCAUUCUCACCACCCAUAGUAAGGAGCUCCAUGCUCUUGCUAAUGCUUUGCUUGAGCAUGAGACCCUGAGUGGCAGUCAAAUCAAGGCUCUACUUGCUCAACUCAACUCUCAGCAGCUGCCCCAACAACAGCAGCAAAUAGUUGCACAACCGAGCAACGCCGUGCCACCUUCAGCACCCAAUGCAGCGGCUUCUGCUGCAGCUGCAGCAGCGGCAGCUGCUGCCGCUGCAACUGCUGCAGCCAAGUCAAAAGGAGUUGCCCCUGUGGGAUCUUAGUGUUGUUGAUAUUGGUAAGAUUCAAGCAGCUACUUUUAAUGUCCAAUAUGCAUAUACUUAUUUUACAUGCAGGCACCUAGUCUUUGAGUUUCAACUGCCAAUGGAGUUCUUAUUCUGUAUCAUACAAAUUCAAUAGAAGGAAGUCAUGGAAGGCCAGUGGCAGGAACAUGACUCGUCAAAUUUAGCAGUAAUAUUUCAAGUCCGCGUGACAAUAUUUAGUGCCCCAUUUUAAUUUGCUUUGGCCAUAGAACUGUCUAUACUUGGUUUGGCUGGCUUCUUUUCUGGUCUGCCUUUUUGUUGACAUGAGCCUUUCUUCUUUUGCCAUCCAGUUCCACAUUAGUGUUAAAAUAUUUAGACAGAUUCGUUUGUGUCUUUCAACUCUUCUUGCUAUUCUAUUGCAGUUUCUUUAAGUUUUCCUGCAAGAAGGUUGGGUACCUACCAACUAUUUGUACAGCAAAUACCAUGAGAUUCCCUGAGUUGAAAGAGAUGGUUCAGAUCUUGUUAUAUGUGGCAGCUGGGUUAACCUUCUCUCACAUUGGAUGCCCUGUCAUGUUGCAAGGAGGGGUGGAGUGGAAGUGGCCCCUUUACACUGCAUCUCAAAUCAAACUUGCUAUAUCUCAAUCAACAUAUAUGGGUAGGUAAACAACGCAAAUCAUAAGCAGCAGCUGGGCAGUUAGUUUUAGUAGAAACGAUGAAGUUAUUUGUUUGAUUGGAAAGUUAUUGAGUUGUGAAAAUAAUUUAUUUAUUUAUAAAUUUAAAGCAGGGCAAAUUAUCAGAAAUAAAGAAAGAAAACUUAAUUUUGUUA
Molecule: messenger RNA, 3014 nt
Organism: Diospyros lotus (date-plum)
Lineage: Eukaryota; Viridiplantae; Streptophyta; Magnoliopsida; Ericales; Ebenaceae
Product: ATP-dependent zinc metalloprotease FTSH 4, mitochondrial-like
Exons: 7
Coding region: 92-2209 (705 amino acids)
Biological process (GO): proteolysis
Cellular component (GO): chloroplast thylakoid; membrane
Molecular function (GO): metalloendopeptidase activity; ATP hydrolysis activity; ATP-dependent peptidase activity
Source: RefSeq, a predicted model, not a curated record